AUGACAGAUGACCUGCAAGCCCGACCAGAUCUGCAGGACAUCGGCAAAGCCCAAAAGCAUCAAAGCCGAACCCCACUGGCACCAUCUGACAACCGUCUUGAUAAUCCUUACGCCAUUCGAAGAGAGUUUCGCGAACUCGUCCCUGCAUCACGAUUUGCCAAUUCCAACCCAAGUCCCGGACUCCUGGUGGGCCUCUUCCCCGGGCCCAGCUUUACUUUAGCAAUUGUGGGGGUGGGUACGAGUGAUUUCAUGGUUCUGAUUCGUGGUUAUCGAGUGUGGGGACUCCGCACGGCCCUGGGCGGAUUUGUUGUCGGUGAUUACUUCCCUUCCUUCUCGCUUGUCGUCGAUCUCAGUUUUGGUUUGGGUACCGUGGGUGAUUGA
Messenger RNA from Penicillium malachiteum, 381 nucleotides. RefSeq lists its product as uncharacterized. Lineage: Eukaryota; Fungi; Ascomycota; Eurotiomycetes; Eurotiales; Aspergillaceae. The transcript has 2 exons. The record is from RefSeq and is a predicted model, not a curated record. The coding region runs from base 1 to 381 and encodes 126 amino acids.